AUGUCAGCUGUCAAUUACACCAAAUCCAACUCUGCAGUGUUCCUUCUUACUGGGAUACCUGGGCAGGAAGACGUCCAUCUCUGGAUCUCUGUCCCCUUCUGCUUAAUAUAUGUUAUUUCAAUAGUAGGAAAUUCAAUCAUUCUGUUCAUUAUAAAAACAGAUCCAAGCCUCCAUGAGCCCAUGUACAUUUUUCUUUCCAUGUUGGCCGUCACAGACCUUGGCUUAUCGGUAACCACCAUGCCAACAAUACUUGGUAUAUUCUUGUUUAAAUCUAGGGAGAUCAGCCUCGAUGCCUGUUUUGCUCAGUUGUUUUUCAUCCACUCGCUUUCAUACAUUGAAUCGUCCGUGCUCUUGUUGAUGGCCUUUGACCGCUUUGUCGCAAUCUGCAACCCCCUAAGAUAUACGUCCAUCUUAACCCUCCCCAGAAUAGCCAGGAUGGGACAGCUGUUUGUGCUAAGGGCAGUGGCCCUAAUAUUCCCACUCCCCUUUCUCCUGAAACGGUUCCCAUACUGUCGAGGUAAUGUCCUCUCCCAUUCCUUCUGUGUGCACCAAGAGGUCAUGAAGUUAGCUUGUUCAGAUAUCACAGUCAACAGCAUCUAUGGCUUGUUUAUUGCACUCUUAACAGUGGGGUUAGACUCGCUGCUCAUCUGCCUCUCUUAUGUGAUGAUCCUUAGAACAGUGCUGAGCAUCACAUCCCACAUGGAGUCCCUCAGGGCCCUGAACACCUGUGUUGCCCACCUCUGUGCUGUCCUGCUUUUCUACACACCAAUGCUUGGCUUGCCUGUGAUACACAGAUUUGGGAAUAGCUCUUCUCACUCUCUUCAGAUUGUCCUGGGAUAUGUCUACCUGCUGGUCCCACCCCUGAUGAAUCCAAUCGUGUACAGCGUGAAAAGCAAACACCUUCGUGUGAGGAUAAUCAGGGUGUUCUUCAAGUGACAGAGAGGUUCAGAUGAGGUCUAAGCCCUGGCAGAAUGGGAGAUGGAUGUCCCCACCCGCUGGUGAGGGAGGACAGUGCAAUUGAGGA
This is a messenger RNA of Mauremys reevesii (Reeves's turtle), 1024 nucleotides long. Its product is annotated as olfactory receptor 51G2-like. NCBI's taxonomy places the organism in Eukaryota, Metazoa, Chordata, Testudines, Geoemydidae. The record is from RefSeq and is a predicted model, not a curated record. Gene Ontology annotation, molecular function: G protein-coupled receptor activity; olfactory receptor activity. The transcript has 2 exons. Bases 1 to 936 code for a protein of 311 amino acids. Gene Ontology annotation, biological process: G protein-coupled receptor signaling pathway. Gene Ontology annotation, cellular component: membrane.